Molecule: messenger RNA, 1023 nt
Organism: Dothidotthia symphoricarpi CBS 119687
Lineage: Eukaryota; Fungi; Ascomycota; Dothideomycetes; Pleosporales; Dothidotthiaceae
Exons: 3
Coding region: 1-1023 (340 amino acids)
Biological process (GO): protein import into mitochondrial intermembrane space
Cellular component (GO): mitochondrial intermembrane space
Molecular function (GO): protein-disulfide reductase activity
Source: RefSeq, a predicted model, not a curated record
AUGUUCCGCGCUGCUCCGCGCUUAAUUGCGCGCCCAGCGUCCCUGCGUGCCAUUGUCCCCCGGCCCACCACCCGAUUCCUCAGCACAGCACCUCCCGCCCAGAAGUCGCGGAGCUGGAAGAGUCUGUUCGCAAGACUGGGUAUUGCAGGAGCGAUAAUAUACUACUAUAAUACGAAUGACCUGUUUAGGGAGGAGGAGGACUAUCCCGCCCACGCUCUCACGCCAGAAUCCGAGCUCCCCACUAUCGAGUCUAUUUCCGCAGAGCGCGAGAAGCGCAGAGCUGUCAAGGCGCAAUUGGAUGCCCAGCGACGAAAAGAAGAGGAGGAGGCUGCAAAUGCAAAGACACAGGAUGAAGCUUCGGCGGCACCCACGGAAAAGUCUGAGGGCGGAUUAGGAGGCCUGGAAGAGGAGGCUGGCCAGCAAGGCGCGUUCAACCCCGAGACGGGCGAGAUCAACUGGGACUGCCCGUGUCUGGGCGGCAUGGCGACUGGGCCGUGUGGCGAGGAGUUCAAGGGGGCGUUUAGCUGCUUUGUGUUUUCCGAGGAGGAGCCCAAGGGCAUGGACUGCAUCGACAAAUUCAAAGUCAUGCAAAACUGCUUCCGCCAAUACCCUGAAGUCUACGGCUCGGAACUCGAAUCCGACGCUGAUGAUGAGGAUGCCGCCGACGACAACGACGACGAUUUGACCCCCGACGUCGAUAUGACACCCACAUCUCCGGCGCCGGAUGCGACACACACCGACCAACAGCCUGCCCCCACCAGGAAACAGCAAACCUCCGAGCGCGCUGCCCAGGCUAAAACCUCCCCCGAACCCUCCUCCAAACCACACUCACCAGAGAAACUCGAGGAAAACAGACGAGAACUCGGCCUCGUGCCGGAGAACUACAGACCAAAGGAGAAGAAGAAGAAGCAGCCUGUGAGUGAGAGUGAGAGCGAGACCCUGGUCCCCAAGGCGGCGCAUGAUGCAAGUGAUGCGACGGCUGAGGAUGGCGGGAAGAAAUCUAAGGCGGGGGAGAGGAAGUGA